This is a messenger RNA of Prorocentrum cordatum, 1281 nucleotides long. NCBI's taxonomy places the organism in Eukaryota, Dinophyceae, Prorocentrales, Prorocentraceae. The record is from the annotation of a GenBank genome assembly.
GGCUCGAGCAGUCACGGCUUGCUCCUGGGCGAGUCCCCGCCGGGCCGAGCCACCGGCUGCGCCAGCGGCGAUGACAUCCAGGCCCCGCCAUGGCGCCGGCGAGCUCCCCCUGCAGGCUGGCGUCCCUCGCCGCCGCGCUCGCCAGUUUGGCGCCAGGCCUCCUGCCUCGUCUCCUGGUGGUGCCCCUGCCGCCAGUGUUGGCCGAGGCGGCGGAGGGGGUGCCUGCGGCGCCGGCAGAGGACGCCGGCCCAGCAGUGGAGAACAGGAGCCUGGACCAGAGCAGGUGCCAGCACUACCUCUUGCACGUGGGCGCGCACGGCGGCAACUUCUACGAACCGUCUAACCUCGACAGGCACCCAGGGACGCCAUCGAUACGCCUGCGCCGAUCCUGGCCAGAUCCACCCGCGGCCCAUGAUCGGUGUGCACGCCCUCCUGUCCUGGCCAGGAGGGGGCCAGAUCCAGGACCAGCGCAUGUGCACGGCUGGCGCCCUCCUGAGGUACAACCGCUGCCUGUGGGUGCUCCGCCACGCGCCCGACCAGCGGAGGGCGGCCUUCGUUGGCGGCCACCACUACCCGACGCUGCUGUUGACCAACCAUCGGGAGCCAGAGAUGCUGGCGCCGCCUCUGCGGCAGCCCCCGCGGCCGCGCGUCAGCAGGAGACACGCGGACAUCCCGCUGCAGGCCUUCCAGGACACGCAGGCCCAGUUCGCCUGGCUGGAGCGCAGGCGCGUGCUGCACCACUUCCUGGUCCCAUACUUCGACGUCAACAUCGGCAACGCCAUCAAGAACCAGGGGUCGAUGAACCACUACCAGAGCUACCACAUGCAGAUGCUGGUGCGCGAGGGAGACAAGGUUGUGGAUGCCGGCGCAAACCUGGGAUGUUACACCGUCGCGUUGGCACAAGCCGUUGGGCCGUCUGGCCGUGUGUUCGCGUUCGAGCCCUUCAGGUGGCUGCACCAGGUGCUCACCGCCAACGUGGCGCUCAAUGGGCUGACGAACGUAUGGCCCGUGCAGGCUGCGCUCGGCCGGGCCCGCGAGAUCCUGCCGCUGGUGCCCCCGCAGCUGCGGUUCUUCUCCUCGCCCGGCGGCGUGCACGUGCAGAACCAGUCCGAGCAGAUCGCGGGGAUGCGGCAGCACGAGUCUUUCCACCGGCUGUACGACCUGCUCGCGCGAGAGCCUGAGCACGUGCGCGUCGUGCGGCUCGACGACCUCCUCCUGGACGCGGAGGAGUCCCAGUGGUGGGGCCUGCCAGCGCCGGUUGAAGAUGUGCGCCUGCUUAAG